This is a messenger RNA of Ceutorhynchus assimilis (cabbage seed weevil), 1679 nucleotides long. The record is from the annotation of a GenBank genome assembly. NCBI's taxonomy places the organism in Eukaryota, Metazoa, Arthropoda, Insecta, Coleoptera, Curculionidae.
CGCGAAAAUGCACCACACAGGAAUUCAAUAUUUUUCUUCUGGGGAGCGGUUUCUUGUAGAAAAUUUAAUUAAACCUAUUGUAACAUUGCCCUUGAUUGAAUGCAAAGUAACAGGAAAUACUAUAGUACAUUUAAUUUGUUAUUAAUGUCGAUUAUUGUGGAAAAAUUUAUCAAACCUUUAACCCAAAACCAUCAUCAUGUCGGACACGAUCAUCCAAUACAAUUUCAAAGCCGAAGAACUGGUAAAAUCUGGCCGAACUUCGAGUUAUAACAUUGACGGUAUUAGGGAAUGGUUGGACCUAAUGCCCACGAUACCGCCACUAUGCGACGAACAAAUUGCUAUUUUUCUUAUAGCUUGCAAAAACGACACUGAGGCCACGAAAAAUUGUAUAGUUUCGUUUUUCAAAUAUAAAGCCGCCGCUCCGGAGUUGUUUGCUAAUAGAGAUAUUGACAAUGAAGAACAGACACACACUUUCAAUGUUUCUAAAUGUGGUAUAUUACCCAACCGGACAAAAGAAAACUAUGCCGUAAUUUGUGCUUGUUUAAAAGAUACCAGUUAUUCAAGCUUCAAUUUGGACGGACAAGUGAAAAUGAUUUACACUCUAUUGGAUGUAGUACUUUACGACAAUCCACCAGCGGGAUUGGUCAUAAUUAUUGAUAUCAAAGGGGUUGGAUUGAUGCAUAUCACAAGACUGAAACUUGGAACUGUGAAAAAAUUCUUCCAGUUUCUACAGGAAGCCUUACCAACUCAACUAAAGCAAAUUCACAUUAUGAACACUUCUUACGUGUUUGAUAAAAUUAUUAUGGUCCUGAAACCGUUUAUGAAUAAGGAACUCUUCAAUAUGAUUGUUACUCAUCCUCCAAACGCAAACCUAGACGAGUUUUACGAAAAAUACAUCCCAAAAGAUAUCUUACCAGCCGAUCUAGGAGGCGACUUGCCAAAUUUAGAUCAGCUCACGGAAGAAACGAAAUCUCUAGCGAGGAAAGUGAGAACUUAUUUGGAACAAUGUGAACAACAAAUAGAGGUUUACAAGGAGAACAGACUCUAGAUUUUAAGUGCGAUUCAGUAAUUAUUGAAUGUGUAAUCGGAGUGUGAGACAUAUUGAACAAGUUUGGGUUUUGGAGGCAUUUUUUUAAAAUAAUUUAUGCUGGUGAAUGGCACGUUUACACAUUAUUAUGUUUUAGAAUGCGAAUUGUUAAAUUCAAUCUAUUUUUAUGAGAGAUUUCAUUAGUUUUGAUAAGGGUAAAAAUCAAGAUGUAAUUUCAAAAAAAAAAAUUAAUUGGAAUCUAUGAUAUGUGUAAUUAGCUAAGCAAAAUAGUUUUUGUUUCCUACGUAAAUUAUUUUUUGGAAGGCGAUAAUUUGUUCAUUUUCACGUGUUGACCAUCAAAGUUCUCAAACGCAUUAAUAAAAAUAAAUGUUAUUUUUUUUUUGUAGCCCAUUAUAAGUCAAUUUUUAGAAGUAAUGUUAGUUCCUCAUUAGUACCUAUGUAUAUUAAUGACGUUUAGAUAUUUUUUGUUACCAAGGUGUGAAUUGAAAAUGUGAACAGUAGGCCCUUUUACAGACGUUUUUUAAAAUUUGUCAUCCCAGACCAGAAAAUUUGUUCCAAUAUGUCAGCAAACUCCGUGGUAUUAGAUAUUUAUUGUAAAUUGGAUGCGAAAAAUAAAGAUUUAUAUAGAGAA